ACAACCACUUGAUAUGACAUCUAGGCUACACGUUAUAAAUGAGGAAAAGAUAUUCAGUAACAAUCUAUCAAGCCAAUUAAAUCAAUGGCAGUUAUCCAACUCUGGUUUCAAUUACAACGUCCUUAGUGUAUUCGGUUCACAAUCUACUGGUAAAAGUACAUUAUUAAAUAAGCUAUUCGGUACAUCUUUUGAUGUCAUGGAUGAAUCUCAAAGAAGACAAACAACAAAGGGUAUUUGGAUGUGUAAAGCUCUGGAUAUUCCUCUCUUAGUUAUGGAUGUUGAAGGUACAGACGGUCGUGAACGCGGUGAAGAUCAGGAUUUCGAGAGAAAGUCCGCCCUUUUUUCUUUGGCUGCUUCCUCUGUCUUACUUAUCAACAUGUGGGAGCAUCAAGUCGGUUUAUAUCAAGGUGCUAACAUGGGCUUACUCAAAACUGUUAUGGAAGUUAACUUUUCCAUGUUUAUCGCAAAUUCAAACUCAGACAAUACCGAGAAACCACCAAAGACAUUACUCUUGUUUAUUAUACGUGAUCAUCUUGCUAUCACUCCGCUUGACAACCUUCGUACUACUUUAACAAAUGACAUAGAGAAUAUUUGGAACUCCGUAUCUAAGCCUGAGAACUUAACAGAAGCCAACCUUAGUGAUUACUUUGACCUUGAUUUUGUGACACUACCUCACAAGGUUUUGCAACCAGAGGAAUUUGAUCAACAAACUUUAAGAAUCAGAAAUAAUUAUUUCUCAGACAAAGAUUCCAAAGAAUUUGCUUUAAAACCAGAGUAUCAUAGAAAAAUACCUGCUGAUGGCCUGAGUCAUUAUUUAGAGACCAUUUGGGAUAAAGUACAAAAUAACAAGGAUCUGGAUGUUCCAACGCAACAAGAGCUCUUAGCACAAUAUAGAUGUGAUGAGAUCGCCUCAGAAACAUUGAAAAUUUUCCACAACCGAAUCAUUUCAGUAAAGAAACCUGUUGAAAUUGGGAAGUUUGUACCUGAACUCGGUAAAGUUAUGAGGGAUGCUGAGAAAGAAGCUCUAGAAAUGUUCGAUGAUAUUGCUUUCCGGUACGCAAAACCUGUAUAUGAUAAGAAACGUGAAGAACUUGUCGAUUCUAUACGUACCACCCUUUCACCACUUUAUAUUAGCCAAGUGAGGAACUUGCACAAGAAAGCAAUCGACAAUUUCAAAAAGGAACUUCAUACGAGGCUUAAAUCUGAUUCGUAUGAUUUCUCGAAUGUUGUCAAAGAAUCAUCUCAACAUCACAUCGAGACUUUUGUUGAGCAAGCUAAUGAAAUUACCUUACAAGGUACAGAUUGGUCAUACAUUGAGACAUUAGAACAACUCAAGUUAGAUAUUGAUACUGUUUCUGCUGAAUGUAGAUCUGAAGAAUUAUUAAAGCUUAUAAAACAGCUUGACCGUACAAUUCAGAAGGAAGCAGGUGAAUUUGUCGAAGUUUGCUUGAACCAUCCUGAUACAGACAUGUGGGAUAAGGUGCUAGGGCGUUUCAAUGCACUUUUAGAUCGUUCAAAGACAUCGUACAACAUGAAAGCCAGCAAAUUGAACAGUACACAGAAGGAAAUAGAUGCUACAACAGGAUCCCUGUUACGUAGGGCUUGGAUUUCACUUCGUAACAAAAUUGAAGAACAAUGCUCAGAAGCUAUUUUGCUUUUUAGAUUGAGGUCAAUCUUUGAGGACAAAUUUCGCUAUGAUAACAAAGGUAUACCUAGAGUUUGGAGACCUUCAGAUGAUAUUGAACUAAUUUACACUGAUGCGAAAGAGCACACGUUACAAUUAUUAAAGUUAUACCGCUCCAUUCAGCCCCAAGAUGAAGAAAAGGUAUUUAGCUACCCUCAACUGGAUGAUACUGUACAGGAUAUUAUCAGAGUUUCUGACGAAGAAGAAUCUUAUAAUUAUGAAGAAUCACUUCAGGUACUAGGUGAAGCUAAAGAAGCCCAGCUUGCUGCAAGAUUCAAAAAGGAUGCUGACGCAAUUUACGUUGAAGCUAAACGUAGUGUAGUCAGUUCAAUUUCCAAGAUACCAUUAUGGUUCUACGUUGCAUUACUAGUAUUAGGAUGGAAUGAAUUAUGGGCCAUCCUUAGUAACCCUAUCUAUUUAACGUUAUCGUUGCUAGGACUUGUCACCGCAUAUUUCGUCUACACCUUAAAUCUAGGUGGACCUAUUUCAACGAUCUUGGUGACAGUUGGUAAAGAAGUAAACAGGAUUAUCGUGGAGAAAAUGGUAAACUUGCAGGCGGAGACGAGAGACACGGCACCUACUGGAACCGGUAAAAACUCAGACACAUUGAAUGCUGACACUAAUUCAUAAUACUAAAAUAUUCAUCAUUUUGUAUUAGACGAGUAUGAAAUAUCAC
Molecule: messenger RNA, 2360 nt
Organism: Wallemia mellicola CBS 633.66
Lineage: Eukaryota; Fungi; Basidiomycota; Wallemiomycetes; Wallemiales; Wallemiaceae
Product: root hair defective 3 GTP-binding protein
Exons: 12
Coding region: 14-2314 (766 amino acids)
Biological process (GO): endoplasmic reticulum membrane fusion
Cellular component (GO): endoplasmic reticulum
Molecular function (GO): GTP binding; GTPase activity
Source: RefSeq, a predicted model, not a curated record